ACACCGCGAACUGCACAGAAAUGGUUCAAGCCUUUCAAAAAUCAAUAAAUUUUCAUAAUAGCCACAAAACCAGAUCAAAAACACAAAAAAAAAUAUAUAAAAAGUCAUUAUUUUAACACGGCGCACGAACUUUUUCCUCAACCUGAUAAACGGUGUGGCAUUUUUGACACACUUAUCGUUAAUUAACUCAAAAACUAUAAGAGCUAGAAAGUUAAUUCUAACACCAUUCAACGCAGCUCGCUUUACUCUACUUAUGAUGUAAAAAUGCAGUUUUUCUGUUCAGGUCUCGAACUUUCAGAAAGUCUUCUUCAGUGCGUAACGGCCUGACAUAAAACGACCCUAAAUUUAAGGAUUGGUAAUAAAGCCCUAAUCUCCCGCAAAAGUAUCUAUCCAGCUGGAAAGUUUCAAGAGUAUUUUUGUAGAACAUCGAACGAGCUAUUCAACGGUAAAAAAUUUUUCUCAGAACUAUUUUUGCUAGGGUAUAAAAUGCAAAAAAACAAACGUAACGCCGUGACAUUUUUCGUAAAGGUGUCACACACUUUUCUGUCGCACCAUUUUUAGGCGCUAAACGUUGUUCAAAAACUUCAUACUUAUAGUCUGUGUAGGUGUAGGUUUUCUGGAAAGACUCCAGUUGAAAAUAAAGUUCAGAAAAUUUUCCGAGCCUUUCAGACCAAGGGGGAAGUUGAAAUUGUUCAAGCAGUAACUCUCUCUCGACUGGAAGAUAGAUCUCAAAACACAAUGAGCCGUUUUGUAGAGAAUUGAUUCUCGAUUCAAUGGUGUGCCUUUAAAAUCUUUUGAACAAAACAUCUAGGUCAGAAAAUUGAAAUUAACGCAUUUACAAACUUUAAAUUAAAAUUUUUAUAUUGAAAAUUAAUUUUUUCUACAAAAAAAACGUUAGAUUCAUGAGCAGCAUUAAAAUCUGCCUCUAGUGAUAUGCCGCUAUCGAUUUUCCGAUGAAAACAAUUCAAAAAACUUGAUCAGCUAAGUGUCAUGUUACGUGGACAAGCCGCUAGAUUCAUUACCAAAUGAAUCUAUUACUUUAAUUAGAGGACAAAUACUGCAUACGCUUUCCAGAUCAAUGAUGAGAAGAGGUAGCAAUCGUGAAAAAGUACAGGACUAAUGGCGGAUAUAUAUAUAUUAUCAUACGCCAUUAUUCAUAACGUUUAAAGUUAAUACUGGGAUUUCUUAUAAAAACACCCAACCGUCUUUUAAAACCUGAAAGUUCCAUAAAAGUUCAACGUUUAGGCGAUUAUUUAAUUUAGCAGAGUUUCGAAACCAACAAAGGCAAACUAGUACCAAAUGGCGAUACCGCAAAAUUAGACUGUAAAAUGAUGAGUCAUCGGGUUAACGACACCAGAAGUUUUUGCCUACUACAUUCGACCAAGCCUAACUGGUCCACCAGUCCGACUAAUACCAAGUCGAACUGGAGAUUGGAGGGAUUGUUGCCAUGCCGGACUGAUACCAAUUCUCCAAGCCUAAGAUUGGAACUGGUGUAUGCCUAGUAUUACUUUCUUUACCCACGGGAUUUUUUUCGUACCCACUUUUUGCUUUAAGUGGCAACAGUGCCAUUCGAUUAUCUAAAAAUUUUGCAAUAUUAAAUUUCUUUUCGUUUGGAAGAGAGAGAACACUUGGGACUAGUGCCUAAUGUUGGGCUUUUUUCCCAAGUUUUAGAAGCGAAAUGUGUUGUGUUUUUUCAACUGCAGCAGUAAUCAAUAAGAAAAAAAGUGCUUUAUCAGCCAUUCACGGUAAAACGAUCUAUCUGAAUGAUAUAGCCGAUAACAGCUUUGACAAUAACCUUGACUACUUCAGAUGUUAGAGAAUUUCCAGAAAUAACGUUUUUAAGUCAAAGGAAAGAUGAAGAAAAUCUGAUUGAAAUAUAGGAUGUAGGGCAAUUCUUGCAUUAUUAAACAAAGGACAUUACAAUACAUAGUGGGAAAGGCUCUCUUCCGUCACGUUGUCACAAGAGCAGAAGGUAUCAGAGACAAGAUUACGAAGAUACAAGUCGUUUCGCAGUAGUGAAAAACCUACUCUACAUCUAAAAAACGUUAUAGCUGCAUCUCUGUGGUAAAGAAAAGGUAUCUUCGGUAUUUUUCGUGGUGGUAAUAUGCAAAUUUUGAAUUUUGCUAGAUACUGCAGAUUUAAAACAAAAAAGUUCAAAAGUUUUCUUCACAAUUUCAAAUUUUUAUUGAAACAAAAUCAAGAGUUUUCUCUCAAAUGGCAAGAAUAUUCACGAAAAUUUCAAAAGCUUUCGUCGAAAUUUCACAUCUCUUUCAAAAAACACCAAGAAUUUUCUUCAUUGUUUCGAAGCUUGCUCAAAAGUUUUAAGAAUUUACCGAGUGAAAAGUUAUUUAAUUAUAUUGAUCAUGUUUUAUUUUUCACACCUAAAGGAUGGUUAGCUUAUCAAGGUCGACGAGCAGAUGCUCAUGAUAAACUUCUAGAUGCUGUUGAAAAGAACCCACAACCAGCUACCAAUGGGGAAAGAUAAACGAGAGACGAGGUUUUAGAGUCGUCUAAUCAUUGCUGUAACUCAAACUGUAUUUAUCUUCUUCGUUUUCAUGAAAAUACAAAUUAUCCUUAUUCUGACAAUGUAGUGACAUCAUCCUUACUGCCUGGAGCAGUGAUAGAAAGACGUCAACCAUUAUUAUCCACACAUUGUAAUGAAUCAAUAUUAAAACCUAUUGAAUAUGUAAUUCGACGUACAUUUAGACAAUUGAUAAUCAGAAAUUAUACCAUUGAAUCAAUAUAUUGCAUUGCUUAUUUUAUUCUUGGCAUGCUUAUUGGAAAAUUGUUUAAUAAUCAAACACAAUCACAUGAAAUUGCAAUAUUUCCAUCAAUUUAUUUUAUGAUAAGUCUUAGUUUUGGUGUAGCUAUAUGUAUAUCAAGUCAACAUUUAUUUGGUAUUGAAACGAUUAAUGGUACAUAUAUACGUGAAACACAUAACCAUUACCAUCCAUUACAAUAUUUUAUUGCUAAAACAGUUAUUGAUACACUACAUUUAUUUAUUCAUCCAUUAUUAUUUUUAUCAAUGUUAUAUAUUGAAAUUGAACCAAGAGCUAGUUUUCUUAGUUAUCAUAUUGUUGUUUGUCUUAUUUCAUUUUCUUGUUCAGGUAUUGGAGAAUUAGUUUCCGUUAUAUUUCCUCUUACUGAAUAUUCAUAUUUAGCUGGUACGUUAAUUGCAUUAAUAUCAUGUUUAGUAUCAGGAUUCAGUCCGCCAAAAAAUGAAUAUCAACAUGCAUCUUGGAUAAUUUAUUCAUCAUAUUCAAGACAUGCACAAAAUCUGUUAUUUUUGUAUGAUACACAUCAAUAUUCACAAAUAUCAAUAAGAAUAAAACAAGUUUAUGGAAUACACAAAUUGAUCAAUUAA
Molecule: messenger RNA, 3364 nt
Organism: Didymodactylos carnosus
Lineage: Eukaryota; Metazoa; Rotifera; Eurotatoria; Philodinida; Philodinidae
Source: the annotation of a GenBank genome assembly